GGGAGGAGGCGGCGGGUACGCCAUUUUGAAAGUGGAGAGAGGGGUGGUAGAGCGAGAGAGGGAGUAAGAUAGCGGGCGGAAAGCAGCUGUGCGCCGGGUUUACAAUCCACCUCCAUCCUCAUUGAGAAACGGCAUCUACAUCUCACAGUGUGGCCCAGCUGGAAAGAGUAGGCCACCACCAUUUACAGGCAUACCAUUAAACACCAUGGCAGGAGCUGGAGGUGGAAGCAAUGAUGUACAGUGGUGCUUCUGUCAGGUCAAAGGUGCCAUUGAUGAUGAUGUUGCUGAAGCGGACAUAAUUUCAACUGUGGAGUUCAACCACUCUGGAGAGUUGUUAGCAACAGGUGAUAAAGGUGGGAGAGUUGUCAUCUUUCAACAGGAACCAGAGAAUAAGAACCAGCCACAGUGUAGAGGUGAAUAUAAUGUUUACAGCACCUUUCAGAGUCAUGAGCCAGAGUUUGACUAUCUGAAGAGUUUAGAAAUAGAAGAAAAGAUCAACAAGAUCCGGUGGUUGCCCCAAAAGAAUGCAUCACAGUUCCUGUUGUCCACAAAUGAUAAAACCAUAAAACUGUGGAAGAUCAGUGAACGGAAGAAAAUGCCAGAAGGUUACAAUCUUAAAGAGGAGGAUGGACGGUACAGAGACCCCUCUACAGUCACUACAUUACGGGUGCCGGUGUUCCGGCCAAUGGACCUCAUGGUUGAAGCAAGCCCAAGGAGAGUUUUUGCCAAUGCUCAUACAUACCACAUCAACUCUAUUUCGGUCAACAGUGAUUUCGAAACCUACCUGUCUGCUGAUGACUUGCGCAUAAAUCUGUGGCACCUGGAGAUCACAGAUCGCAGCUUUAAUAUUGUUGACAUCAAGCCUGCCAAUAUGGAGGACCUAACAGAGGUGAUAACAGCUGCAGAAUUUCAUCCUAACCAUUGCAACACAUUUGUGUACAGUAGCAGCAAAGGUACAAUCCGAUUGUGUGAUAUGCGAGCUGCUGCACUGUGUGAUAAACACUCAAAAUUGUUUGAAGAGCCAGAGGAUCCCAGUAAUAGAUCGUUUUUCUCAGAAAUCAUCUCAUCAAUUUCUGAUGUCAAAUUUAGUCAUAAUGGGCGCUAUAUGAUGACAAGGGACUACCUGUCUGUGAAAAUUUGGGACCUGAAUAUGGAGACGAGACCAGUGGAGACUUAUCAGGUGCACGAAUACCUCAGGAGUAAGCUAUGUUCUCUCUAUGAAAAUGACUGCAUUUUUGACAAAUUUGAAUGCUGCUGGAAUGGAAAUGACAGUGUGGUAAUGACUGGCUCCUACAACAACUUCUUCCGAAUGUUUGAUCGUGGCCAAAAGAAGGAUGUGACACUAGAAGCAUCACGGGAGAGCAGCAAGCCACGAGCAGUACUAAAACCUCGCAAGGUGUGUGCAGGUGGCAAGCGUAAAAAGGACGAAAUAAGUGUUGACAGCCUGGACUUUAAUAAGAAGAUACUGCACACUGCCUGGCACCCCCAGGAGAACAUCAUUGCAGUAGCAACAACCAACAACCUUUACAUAUUUCAGGACAAACUGAACUAACAAAUAUAUACCCAUCUCUGUCUGCAAGGAAGAGAAAAGGAAGACGCAACAAACAUGGAAAAUAAAGUCUGAGAGUGCAUCUUUUGCCUCCGCCAAUAUAGCAGAGUUUGUAGCCUUUGUACUUUCAGGAGAAGGGGAAGGGGCAUUUCCCAGCAGGUCACACUUUCCCCAGUAUUUUCAUUUUGUGCCAUUUGUUUUUCAAUAUUUUUGGGGCUACAUGGUUGUAUGCUGAUAUUGGCAUAAUUCUGUGUUCCUCAGCCACCCACCUUUUCUGUGCAAAACAUAUGUUUAAGCAUAGUGGCCACUUUAACAGCAUCUUUCUCUACAUGUUCUAUUAUCACAACAAACUAUAAUGUCCCAAAUAGCAGUGUUUCCAGUGGGGCCAGCUAGGUUUUUAAGACUAUAGUGGAGCAUCCUGGAUAAUAUUGCUUCUUCUGCCUUGUAUUUGUGACCAUUUCAAACGUUAACUGAUUAAAAGGCCUCUAGCUUUGCUUUUCAUUGAUUUGGUCCACAGAGUAUGCUCAAAAAACAUAAUCAUGUCUUCACCUCAGAAUAUGGUACCUCAGCAUUUCUUUGUUUCAGAAAAUAAGGGAGUGUGGUUAGUUCCUGUUUUACUCUGCAUCUGGGGUUAUAAAAUGUCUUACAGUGGCCCUUUUUCUUUAGAUAUGUUUAAUAUUAAUUUCACACAACCUGGAGACAUCUGGAGACCCUUUUUUCAUUUUGAUGUGAUUAAAACCAGCCUUAAGGAUGUCUAUAUACUUGAGCCACUGUUUUGUACAGGGCAGUGUUGUGUCCUGUGCUAGACUUGCACAUUUUUGGAGCAGUGCUCCAAGAUUUUUAUUUUCAGUGAAUUCUGUUUUUGGAUUAUUACAGUAUUUUGUGAGAAAUGCCACACAUACAUAAACAGUUUGAUCUCAAUGCUGCUAAGAGUAUAAUAAGACAAAUGUGUUGAUGCUGGUAAAAGAGGCAGCCACCCUCCAUGUAUCAAACUGUUUUUGGGCAGAGUAGUGAUAUGAACUGGUAUCACCGUCAUUGAGCAGAAAUGGGAAACACAUGUUUUGUUCAUCCCUCCUUGUGUGCAUGAAAGUUUUAAAUCUGUAAGGUUAUUUCUUGCAUUGAAAUGUUUAACCCCAUAUACAUAAUAUACAUUGCUUCCACAAGUUUAAGAUUUUGGUUAUAGAUAGUACUUGUUAAUCUGAAAAACUUUGUAGAAUCAUGUCAUCCUGCUUAAACUAAAGCACAAAUUACAUGAGUGAAAAUUUUAUUGGUCUGUAAAUUUAGAUAUCUUGCUGAUUUGUUUUUCCAGAAAUGAGAAAAUCAAUAGAUGCAGGAUGCCAUUAUCCACUGCCAGUGAGCCUUUCAGCAGUAAUCUAUCAUUUUGUUGUAGUCUAAUAAUUUUAGGGGCCAAUCAUGUAACUAACUAUAACUAUAAAAGUAUUUGUAAUGUACUGAAAACAGUAAUUCCUUUUUAUUUAUGUAUUUAUUUAAACACUAUUUUAUUGCUGGAAUCUAAACAGUUUUGUUAGAAUUUGAAAAGCUAUCCACUUGCUUCAUAAUUUGGACCCUUUAUUUUAUUUACAUGUGCUAGUAUGUUUGGUUUUUUUUUCCAUUUCAGGAAACUUUGUCAUUGUUGUGAGCAGAAUACUGCAGCCACAGGCCCAGUUACCAAAAAAAAAAAACACAGAAAUAGGUUUAUUGCUUCUCAUACUAUUGUAUCUCAUAAUGCCAGUACCCUGGUUUUAUGAGUCAUUUGACUACCUCUUCUUUGGUUCACAUUCAGACAUCAGCAGACUUGAGGUGCUGAUCAACAGCAUCAUAAUCCCUUUUCCUCAGAAACCUGUGCAGCUGCAUGUGCAAGUCAUAAACAAGCACAAAUAUGUUGCAUAACACACUUGUUUUGUAUUAUGUUUUUGAUCACAGUGAAGGUUUGUAUACAUUAAUGUUAAUAUAUCAUAUUAGUGAUUCCAACAUGCAGUCUCACUUGUGAUUAUGUACUGGAAUCUAUUCAUUUGCUACUGUGGGACUAUCCUGUAAUUUUCUGCUUAGAAACUUGUUUAUUUUGCUAAAAGAAGACUUUGCUUCAAUUGCAUUUAUUGUCUUUCUCAAGGCCAAGCUCCAGGUUAAAGAGAUGUGUCCCAAACAGUAAUUUAUAACAGAGGUGAGAGCUUACAGAAAUGUAAGUUAGAGACAAUUAGAAAGUAAAUAAAUUUACAAACAUUUAAAAAAUGGCUGUGGCUGUAGAGUUCUCCCAUUGUAUCUUGCACUUAGCUGCUGAAUCUGUACAAAUGCAAACACCUGAAAUUGAAGCACAUGCAACUUGUAAUGCUAAGUCUGUGUGCAGAUCCUUUCUUAGAGUUUACAGAAAUAUUUGCUGCCAACUACCCUACUGAUAAGCAGAUUGAGUUACUGAAGUGUAAGAAAGUACUUUUUUUAAUUACCUUUUAAUAUGUAUAACAAGACUGUUUUCUCAGGACACAGCUGAGUAUCUUUCUUUUGUUGUCACUAGAGUUGUGCACCAAAUCGCACAAUGCUUUUGUGCGUUUUUCAGGGAACAGGAUGUAUGUAUGUGUAUCUCUUCUACAGCAUAUUUCUCAAAGUUAAGAUACAAGAAUGACCUUGCCUUAUAAGGAUUGUUAUUUUAAUGAUAAUGACUCUGGCAGCAUUUAUAGCCUUUAUUUUGAAGAUGGGCUUAAUAUGUUUUAAGUAUUACAUUAUCCCUGUUGAGGAUAGGAACUCAAAAUCUUCACCUAGCUUUACGGAGAAGUUGCAUAAAGAAUGUGACUAGAUUCCUAGUUUUUUGACUGGGAAAAGCUCUUUAGAAUGAGGAGGUGGAAUAGCAUGUUUACAUUACAGAAUUUAAACUACUUUAACUGCCAUAUGCUGUCUAAGGACAACUCAAAGCUUUGUUUAACAAAGGAAACGUGUAUUAAAAUGGAAGGGAAAGGACAUUAGUUCACUGUUUGGUGUAGACAUUAUUUGCACUUUUGCCAUUGCAUCCUGUAUGCUUUUGCAAGGCAUGAAUAUGUUACUUCAAAGUUCAUAUAACAAUAAUGAACAAAAGCUUGUUUUGCACCAUCUGAAUUAUUGAUUUAAUAUUCCAAGCUUCCCUGUUUUUUCCCUAUACUGUAAUACACUAUGAAAUUUGCAGGUUAUGUGCAGAUACUGUAUGUAGAGUUUUCUGCAAACUAAAGUAAGUUUGUUUUAAAGCUUAAAUUUAGCAAAGAGACACUGCUUCCAUUCUACAUCACUCUUGAUGUAGAUCAUGUAGUUUCAUAUUGCACAUCUGUGGUAUAUCUGAACUCUGAAACAUAAUAAGUUACCAAAAUCACUCAUUUUUUAUCACCUUUCUCUGUCUUAUCUUUCAAACAUAUAUACUUUUUCUUCUCGGUGGAUAAAUAGCGAACAUGCUAAUGUGGAAUGCGGCUGAUGUUGUGCACACACUUGACUCUUCCAUGUUUUCCAUUGUCAUAUUCCAAAUUUGAUUUCAGUCUUCAUGAAUGUGAAGUUAAAUUAUUUUUGCAAGCAAAGCACUGUAAAUCUUUUCAUAAAUUCUGGCACAUUCUAAGAACUCAAAAAGCAUUCAAACAUUGUAAACCAUUAAAAGCUGCAUUUGAAAGGGCUUGCUGCCCAGACCUCUCCCCAUCCUUAUAAAGAAUGCCAGUUCUGAAUCUCUCAAGUCAAACCGAAUGUAUAUCAUACUUCUCUGUCCAAUAAAAAGUGUUUUGCCCCUUUUUCAUCAGAACCUUACAAGUGAAAUCAGAAACUGAUGCAGUACCUUGGCAAAGGGGUUUGUUUUUCUUAGUCUGUCCAUGCUGUUUCUUUUAAAGGGAUGAUCUGUGAUGUUAAUUUAUCCCGGUGUUUUAACAACUUUAUUUGUAACCUGCGUCUAACUGCCUCUGGUACAACUGGGCAACAAUGAACUACUGAAUAAAACUGGUGACAAAUGGUG
Molecule: messenger RNA, 5501 nt
Organism: Erpetoichthys calabaricus (reedfish)
Lineage: Eukaryota; Metazoa; Chordata; Cladistia; Polypteriformes; Polypteridae
Gene: ppp2r2ab
Product: protein phosphatase 2, regulatory subunit B, alpha b
Exons: 10
Coding region: 206-1552 (448 amino acids)
Biological process (GO): peptidyl-serine dephosphorylation
Cellular component (GO): protein phosphatase type 2A complex; cytosol
Molecular function (GO): protein binding; protein phosphatase regulator activity
Source: RefSeq, a predicted model, not a curated record